AUGCAGUCCUUUCUCCUUACCGCCGCCCUUGCAUCUGCCGCGUUCGCGGCCUCGCCUAUUACGGUAAAGGUCUCCGACAAUAUCCGUUACCAGACCUACGACGGCACUGGUAUCUCAGAAGCCUUUCAAAGAUCUCUUGUUCUGCAUCUGCUCGACCCGCCUACCCGCAAUGCCGCCCUUGACCUUCUCUUUACCGAUAGGGGUGCGGGUAUGACCAUUCUCCGGAAUGGCCUUGGAUCUUCCCCUACCGACCCUUUCGACCUCAUGAAGUCAAUUUGUCCCGUGGCACCUGCUUCAAACAGCAGCGAGGCUAUUGCAAGAGGUGUACACACAAUCUAUGCCAAUGCGUGGUCCGCUGAUGGGUACAUGAAGACCAACGGCAACGACGACUACGGAGGAUACCUCUGUGGCGUUACGAAUGCUUCUUGCGCCACUGGGGACUGGAGGCAAUCGUAUGCGAAUAAGAUUGUGCGCUACAUCCAAGACUACCGCCGCAAUGGCAUCAAAAUUGACUAUGUUGGCUUCUUGAACGAGCCCGAUCAAAACACCACAUAUGCUUCUAUGUUGUCUGAUGGUCAGCAGGCAGCUGACUUCAUCAAGAUUCUGCGUCCCACGCUCGACAGGGCCGGAGUCAAGACCAAGAUCGCAUGCUGCGACGGAGCUGGUUGGGAUCAGAACAGACAGCGUCUCACGGGCAUUCAAGCAGCCGGCGAGGAACACAACCUCGGCCUCGUUACUGCACACGGCUACAGCUCCGCUCCCAACACUCCUUACAACACCCCGCUUAAGACCUGGGUCACGGAGUGGUCUACGUUCGAUGCCACCAACUUCGACUGGUACAACUCUACCACUGGCUCAUACAAGCAGAGCUUCGGUCUCACUUGGGCCAACCACAUCCAGGAGGCCUUCCAGUACAGCAAUGUCAGUGCAUUUCUGUACUGGUGGGGUGCUGCCAACGCUACCGACAAUGAAUCCCUCCUCAUCGUGAACGGGACUUCCGAGCUCAAAGUCACCAAGCGUCUCUACGCCAUGGCCCACUGGGGUUCCAAGUUCGUCCGCAAGGACGCGGUCCGCAUCGAUGCUGCCGUUUCUGCCAAUGGUGUCGCAGCCCUCAACGCCACCGCGUUCAGGAACACCGACGGCUCCGUCGCAGUCCAAAUCAUCAACAAUAGCGACUCGCCUCAGUCAGUCAGCGUGUCUGGAUUCGCGCAUGACUGCCAGGUCGAAACAUUCCUGACCAACCAGCGAUAUGAUCUCAAGCAGGGCAAUGCCAAGAAUACUAAGGGCGCUGCACAAUCUACUGUUCCUGCUAGGAGUUUGUUCAGCUUUGUUGGACGAUGA
This is a messenger RNA of Diaporthe batatas, 1341 nucleotides long. RefSeq lists its product as uncharacterized. Gene Ontology annotation, biological process: sphingolipid metabolic process. Bases 1 to 1341 code for a protein of 446 amino acids. The record is from RefSeq and is a predicted model, not a curated record. Gene Ontology annotation, molecular function: glucosylceramidase activity. The transcript is spliced from 5 exons. Lineage: Eukaryota; Fungi; Ascomycota; Sordariomycetes; Diaporthales; Diaporthaceae.